Baudoinia panamericana UAMH 10762 is the source of this 2708-nucleotide messenger RNA. RefSeq lists its product as uncharacterized. Gene Ontology annotation, molecular function: zinc ion binding; DNA binding; DNA-binding transcription factor activity, RNA polymerase II-specific. Lineage: Eukaryota; Fungi; Ascomycota; Dothideomycetes; Mycosphaerellales; Teratosphaeriaceae. The record is from RefSeq and is a predicted model, not a curated record. Gene Ontology annotation, biological process: DNA-templated transcription; regulation of DNA-templated transcription. The transcript has a single exon. Bases 435 to 2525 code for a protein of 696 amino acids.
CAGCGGUGAGAUCUCCGAGCUGGAGCAAGGACUGACGUGCAUCGACAUCGCUUAGAUUGCCGAGGACCCACAUGAGCUGAGGCGAGGACAACAAGCGGAACAGAUUCCAGCAUAGUAGAGGACGCAGCUAGCAGGACGGUGGGAAGAAACACUUCCAUCUCGCAAUGACAGGAGGAGAGCAUAGUUGAGGGGUUGACGAUGUACCGCUAGAAACGUGUAUUGGCUGUCAGUCCCGAAGAGUUGCUUACAGUAUCUAAUUUUGAAAACGUUCGUCUCGGACUACUGUUCCCGGAGGACAUGUAGUCUUCGUACAGAACAGUCAGCGUCGUUGAUCUCCUGCCGAGCAGACCGCCGACUGCAAGUGCUCCUGUGACCUCCCGUAGCCGUGCGGAGCUUAGCCGGUAUGCCUUUGCACGGCCACGUAGCGUGCGAGCAUGGCUGACGGCAGGCCUGCACUACCCCACUGGCAUACUGCUACAUCUGCCCAUCUCCUGGACGCGAGACAGCGUAAUGGACGUCUGGGCAGCAGGAAGAGUCGAGGAGGCUGCAUUACGUGUAAAGCGAGGCGCGUGAAAUGCGAUGAGCAGCGACCGCUAUGCCGACGCUGUACAAGCGUAGGUCGGAAAUGUGAAGGCUACGUCGAACGCAUCUCUAGAUCAUCGAGCUCUGGCAAUGCCUUGGUCGCCAGUCCAACAGCUACGCAAUUCCUGGCUGGGCGGGAGAAUGACACCAGGACGUUCGACUUCUUCGUCUCCUUCUCCGCACCACGUAUGGCGGGCUGCUUCGACAAGACAUUUUGGUGCGGCUACCUACUGCAGCUCUCACACUCAGAACCUCUGGUCUUGGACUGCGUUCUGGCCAUCUCGACGUUGUACGAGCACCCACAGUAUCUGACAUCCUUCCACCGCGUGCGACAGCACACGGCCAAGCCGGAAAAGGGUGCCAUCACCUCAACCGAGAGCGCUUCCGACCUGGACGAGCAUCACGCCAAAGCUCUGCAAGUGUACAACCGCGCGAUCAGCGAAGUUCGACGAAGAGUAGAGGAUGCUUCAGCAUCGCCCCUGAUUGUCUUGCUGAGCUGCGUGCUUUUCGUCUGUAUUGAGCUAAUCCGGGACAACAUCUUCUCGGCCCUAGCCCUGCUCUCGAAGGGCAACCAACUGCUAAAGCAAUUCGCGAACAUGACUUUGAUAGGCGACGAGCAUACCAUCUUCCGACACAUCAAGCCCAUGUUGGCGCGCAUUGAUGUCCUGGCCGGCGCAUUCGGCAUCCCACAUCCAGUCGAAGUUCCAGCCGAGUUCGUGGUCAUUGGCCAACACAGAGUCUUUUCCAGCACCAUGGAUGCGAGGACUGCAAUCUACGGUCUCAUGGCGGAAAGUCAUGACUUUAUCAAAGCGGCUGCGGUAUACAAGGCCUCGAUACUGGAUGGACAGCUUUAUGCCGAGAGUGAGUGCGUCAUGUGCGAUUUGAUGUCGGAGACUGGGGCGGCUGUCCUGCCGGCUACGGUCAACCUUCGGACGGGAGAUGGCGCUACGAAGGAUAACAAUGAGACUGGCCUUGGUGGUGAAACGUGCCCGUCAAAGAAGGGUCACAAGGGGCGCACGCGGCUGUUUGGGCCGAAAGAUGUGCUGAUGUACGAGUCUGUCUCGCAGUUCUGCGACUGCGAAGAGGAACCAUGCCUCGCUGCUCAGCACCAUGGCAAAGAUGAGCAGCCCUCGAUGUGGCUACCCCUACACGGUAAAGCAAGCGUCAUUGUUGACACCGUCAGCGCUCCUGAACAAGCGACUUCGCCGAAUCUCGCAUUCACCAGCACACCAUUACUGAGUGGUUCAUCUCCUCCUCUAUCAAUGCCUACUGCACCUCCCUCAGCUCUUCUAGACAAACAAAGAUACUUCGAAAACCGCCUAGGCCAAUGGUACGACGCCCUCCACUGGACCCGCACCUCCGCGACCCCUCAAGACACAGAAGCAGCCAGCAACCUCCUCAUGUACUACCACAUCUCCCAAAUCUGGCUCACGACCCGUCUCGUCUUGAACCAAACGGUCUUCGACGAAUACACCCACCACUUCCAGCAAAUCCUGCACCAUGCCGAAACAUUACUCGGAUCUAGACCCGACGAUGAUCCACCAGUCUUCACCUUCGAAGUCGGUAUCGUGCCGCCUCUUUACUUCGUCGCGACUAAAUGCCGCAUCCCAAGUCUACGCCGACAAGCGUUGCGGCUGCUUGCAAGGGCGCCGAAGAAGGAGUGUAUGUGGGGUGCUAAUUCGACGAGGCAGAUGGCUGCGAGGAUUGUUGCGAUCGAGGAGGAAGGCCUGGACCUGCCGGAGCCGGAGCUUAAUGUUGUCCAAAGCUGCGAGGGCACCACGGCAUGUGAUGUUGACGAUUCGCGACUUCCCCCCGAGGCGAAUCGAGUGCACAAUGUGGAGAUUCUGGCUAAUAAGGUGACGGGUGUGUUUGAAGUCCGGGUGACGCGCUAUCGACUGCAAAGAGGUGGUUUGAGGAAGGUUGUGCAGGAUUAUCCGAUAUGAGCGCGCUUUACACUGCUACCAUCGAACCGACGUUGCCUGAGCGCUGUUUAACCCGCCGAUCGACCUUCACCUCCACCUCCUUAAAGCCCGUCGGGAUGCUCGUCACUACGUUACUUGCACCAUAUUACCUCGGUCGUCCUUUCAUUAAUGAACCAUAGCCCUUCCACCAUACCGCCCGCCUGG